Molecule: messenger RNA, 1780 nt
Organism: Gossypium raimondii (Peruvian cotton)
Lineage: Eukaryota; Viridiplantae; Streptophyta; Magnoliopsida; Malvales; Malvaceae
Product: diacylglycerol kinase 4
Exons: 12
Coding region: 90-1586 (498 amino acids)
Molecular function (GO): ATP-dependent diacylglycerol kinase activity
Source: RefSeq, a predicted model, not a curated record
AAAAAAAAAAAACGCUCUCUCCCUCGAUCUAUAUGCCUUUGUUGAUUCACACACUGUUUUAAUAAAAGAAAGAAAAAGAUUUGGAGAUCAUGGAUUCUCCGCCGUCGGAAGGUGAGUCAUCGACGUCGCAAGGUGAGUCAUCGCCGUCACAAGGUGAGUCAUCGCCUUCACGGACGGUGUCUCGUUCCUCCAUGAUGGAAUCGAUAAGAUCUUACGGUUUGUCCCGUUUAGCCGGUAUUAAGAUAGAUACAGAUGAGCUUAGACGAAGGCUUUUGAUGCCUCAGUAUCUACGCUUCGCGAUGUUAGAUUCCAUUACGAAAAAGGACGUUGAUGGCGGUGACCAGCAUUUCCCUUCAAGUGGUUCCGCUGAUGUUCCCUGUCCUGAAUCCCCUGUGAUCGUUUUUAUUAACCCCCGUAGUGGCGGACGUAAUGGUCCCGUGCUUAAAGAACGUCUCCAAAAAUUAAUCAGCGAAGAACAGGUAUUAGACCUUGAAGAUGUGAAGCCACAUGAAUUUGUAAGGUAUGGUUUGGCUUGCAUUGAGAAGUGGGCUAACGAUGGAGAUUUUUGUGCUAAAGAGAUACGACAGAACAUUAGAAUUGUGGUUGCUGGAGGUGAUGGAACUGUUGGUUGGGUACUUGGAUGUCUUGGAGAACUUAAUCAAAAUGGUCGGGAGCCAGUUCCUCCUGUAGCUAUCAUUCCACUUGGUACAGGCAAUGACUUGUCUAGAAGUUUUGGUUGGGGAGGUUCAUAUCCUUUCACCUGGAAAUCGGGUAUUAAAAAAGCUUUGCACAGAGCUAGUGUAGGUCCAGUUUCCAAUUUGGAUAGUUGGCAUGUUGUGGUGCAAAUGCCUGGCGGUGAAGUUGCUGAUCCUCCCCAUUCUUUGAAGGCUGCAGAAGAGUGUUCUCUUGAUAAGACUUUGGAGACUGAGGGAGACCUUCCCGACAAAGUGAACUACUAUGAAGGAGUAUUCUAUAAUUAUUUUAGCAUAGGAAUGGAUGCAAAAGUUGCAUAUGGGUUCCAUCAUUUUCGUAAUGAGAAACCUCACCUUGCACAGGGUCCUCUUGCGAAUAAGAUUAUCUACUCUGGUUACAGUUGCAGUCAGGGUUGGUUUCUCACAACUUGCACAAGUGAUCCAAGUUUAAGGGGACUCAAGAACAUUUUAAAGAUGCAUGUUAAAAAGGUCAAUUCAACGGAAUGGGAGCAGAUUCCAGUACCAAAAAGUGUGAGGGCAGUUGUUGCUUUAAAUCUUCAUAAUUAUGGAAGUGGACGAAACCCAUGGGGUAACCUAAAACCAAAGUAUUUGGAAAAGAGGGGCUUUGUCGAGGCACGCUCUGAUGAUGGUCUUCUAGAAAUUUUUGGUUUAAAGGAAGGAUGGCAUGCAUCAUUUGUAAUGACUGAACUUAUAUCUGCAAAACACAUAGCGCAGGCUGCAUCGAUAAGAAUGGAGAUAAGAGGUGGAGAGUGGAAAGAAGCAUUUAUGCAAAUGGAUGGUGAGCCAUGGAAACAACCUAUAUGCAAUGAUUAUUCGACGUUUGUGGAGAUUAACAGGGUUCCUUUUCAAUCAGUACUGGUUAACGGAGAGUGACAUUUCUUAGGCAACAAGUCAAUGUAAGACGUGGGUGUCACUCAAGGGGGCUUGUAAAUUAUUAUAGUAUUUGUGUUGAUGUUUUUUUCCCCUAGUGUCUAGGAACUUGGGCUAAAAUGAAAGUAUCAAACUAGGAAUAGUGAAUCUAUUGUAUCAAAAUUCAUUUGCAGUCAAUUUCAUUUAUAUUUAUCUUA